Microthlaspi erraticum is the source of this 972-nucleotide messenger RNA. NCBI's taxonomy places the organism in Eukaryota, Viridiplantae, Streptophyta, Magnoliopsida, Brassicales, Brassicaceae. The record is from the annotation of a GenBank genome assembly.
AUGAUGGUGAGUGCAAAAAGUGUAACCAUGUUAAUGGUGGUUAUGAUAGUGUUAAUGGGAAUGGAGAACAUUUUGGUUCAAGCAAACCGUCCCUUGUGUGAACUUUCUGGUGGAUGUGAACUUUCUCCUUCUCCUCCAGAAGAUACACCAAUAUCUCCUUCUCCUUCAGAAAGUUUAUUUGGGGUUACACCAGCAGAUGUAUCUCCUUUAACUUUACAAGAUUUUCAUUUGACAGAGGAUUCUUUAUCUUCAGAAGAUGAAGAUGAAAGCCCUCUCGAUGUGAAUCCUGACAGACAUAGGAGAAGAAAGAAGAAGAAACAUCAUCGCCAUGCUCCAGCUCCAGCUCCUUCAGAAGAUACACCAAUAUCUCCUUCUUCUUUCGAAGAUUUAUUUGGGGUUACAUCAGAUGUAUCUCCUUUAAGUUUACAAGAUUUUCACUUGACAGAGGAUUCUUUAUAUUUAGAAGAUGAAAGCCCUCUCGAUGUGAAUCCUGACAGACAUAGGAGAAGAAAGAAGAAGAAACAUCAUCGUCAUGCUCCAGCUCCAGCUCCUUCAGAAGAUACACCAAUAUCUCCUUCUUCUUUAGAAGAUUUAUUUGGGGUUACACAAAAUGUAUCUCCUUUAACUUUACAAGAUUUUCAUUUGACAGGGGAUUCUUUAUCUUCAGAAGAUGAAAGCCCUUUCGAUGUGAAUCCUGAAAGAAAAAGGAAAAAGAAGAAGAAGAAGCAUCAUCGUCAUGCUCCAGCUCCAGCUCCUUCAAAACUUGAUCUUUCUCUAAAUUCUGUUUCUCAUUCACCAGAGUCACCAGAGACACCAAAGCCAGAAACACCGAAGUCAGAGGGAAACACUUUCUUUUGCAUGUUUGGUUGUUCUAUGAAUCAGUGCUUUCACCUUGGCAAAGAUCCAAAAGAUGUGGACCGCUUUGACUCAUGCGUAGUAAACUGUUUGGAGACAUGUAACAAGAAGAAGUGA